AUGGCCCAGGAAGAUUUGAGCGUGCAGGUGCAACAACAGAUGGCUGAGGAGGAGGAACAGAGGCUCAAGUACCUGGAAUUUGUUCAGGUGGCUGCAGCUCAUGCCUCGGUUUGCUUCUUAAAUCUGUACGGAUUUGCCAAGGAAAGGUCUGGUCCUUUGAAGCCUGGAGUUGAAUCCGUGGAGGGAACUGUGAAGAACGUUGUUGGACCUGUCUAUAACAAGUACCAUGAUGUCCCUGCUCACCUCCUUACCUUCGUGGAUCGCAAGGUUGAUCAAUCUGUGACCAGGCUGGACAGUCGUGUGCCGCCGGUGGUUAAGCAGGCUUCAUUCAAAGCCUUAUCAGCUGCUCAAAAAGCCCCAGAGGCGGCUCGAGCGGUUGCCUCUGAGGUUAAGCGUGCUGGGGUUGUAGACACUGCCUCGAGCUAUGCUAAAUCUGUCUACACCAAGUGUGAACCCGCAGCUAAAGACCUGUAUGCUAAGUAUGAACCGAAAGCUGAGCAAUGCGCCGUCUCUGCGUGGCGAAAGGUGAACCAAGUCCUCCCAAAGGUGGCUGAGGUUGUUGUACCAACUGCAGCAUAUUGCUCUGAAAAGUACAACCAGACAGUGCAGCACACUGCAGAGAAGGGGUACAGGGUCUCCUCCUAUAUGCCUCUGGUUCCCACUGAGAAAAUUGCCAAGGUUUUUGCAGGGAAGGUGCCUGAAGCAGAGCCUUUGGUUGCAAGUCCUGGUGAAGUUGAUGUUGCCCUUCAUUGA
Molecule: messenger RNA, 753 nt
Organism: Prunus armeniaca (apricot)
Lineage: Eukaryota; Viridiplantae; Streptophyta; Magnoliopsida; Rosales; Rosaceae
Source: the annotation of a GenBank genome assembly